AUGGAAAGGUGGAGUCUCGUCCUAACAACACGGAAGCAGUCAUGUGAUCACAUGUCAUUCCCACACGGGUGUCCACUCGUAAGGAUUCUCCUAGUGGUCCUGGCCUCUCUGUGUGUGCUGACCUGCCCUGGUCACGGGGCUUCGUUUCGGGUAGGGGUGGUGGGCCCCUGGGGAUGUGACCCAGUCUUCGCCAAGGCCCUGCCCAAUGUGGCAGCACAGCUGGCUGUGAACCGUAUCAACAAGGACCCCAUGUUGUCCCACACUGACACCUUUGACUACACCGUGCUCCACGAGCCGUGUGAUACCUCCAGAGCUCUGGAAACAUUUGUGACUUUCCACACCAAAGCCUCCGCUUAUGUCGGACCCGCCAACUCGGGUUAUUGUGAUGCUGCUUCAAUGCUGAGCAAAAGCUGGAACAAAGCUCUGUUUGCAUGGGGUUGCAUCGGCUAUGAGUUGGACGACGCUCGGAGCCACCCAACAUUUGUACACUCUAUGCCGAGGCCCACCCGGGUGCUGGUGAGAAUCAUGAGGUACUUCCAGUGGGCUCACGUGGGGAUCAUCUCUUCCUCGGAUGACAUUUGGAUGGACACAGCAACCAAGGUUGCAGACUCCCUCCGUGCUCACGGUCUUCCUGUCAGAAUAGUCAGCAUCAUGGAAAACACACCUCACGGCAUCAGGAGGAUCCUUGGCAAAAUUCGCAAAAUGAGAGAACUACGAGUGGUGGUCCUCUGCAUGCACUCAGCGCUGAUUGGCGGCCAGCUCCAGAAGAUCCUUUUGGAGACGGCCUACGACAUGCAGAUGAUCGACGGGUCACUCCUUUUCCUGCCUUAUGACACCCUCCUCUACAGCCUCCCGUACAGCAACAUCAGCUUCCCAGCGCUGAGGAGCAACCGCAAGCUGCUGCGGGCCUACGAUGCCGUGCUCACCGUCACAAUCUCCUCGCCCCGGAGGUCGUUUUUUGAGGCAUACAGGGAGGCCAUGGAGACGGGCGAGGUGGCGAAGACCCUGGAGCCCCAGCAGGUAUCACCUCUCUUCGGCACCAUCUACAGCUCCAUGUUCCUUGUGGCGCACGCUGUUCAGCAAGUUCGACGUUCCAAGGAGUGGAUGUCUGGCGGGAAUGUGGCACAACGAGUGCGCAGCCACAACUUUGAGGGCUUCAGCCAUCCCAUGGAGUCUGACAGUUCUGGAAGCAUUCUGUUGGACUAUGUCCUACUGGACACAGACGGACUCUCCUGGGAGCUGAAGCCAACACACAGGCUCGACAUGAAGGCCGACAUGGUGCACUUCUUAGGUCGAGACAUUCACUUUCCUCGUGGCUAUGGACCUAGAAAGGACGCCCCCUGCUGGUUCACGCCUGGUGUCAUCUGCUCAGGAGGCAUGGAUCUCUUCUCCACCAUUAGCAUUGUGCUUGCAGCCAUCGCUGCUGCCUUGGUGACUGUGCUGCUCGUUUACGUUCUUCGGCGACGCAUCAACCAGAUUCGGCUGGUCAGGGGUCCGAACAAGAUCCUGCUGACUCUUGCGGAUGUCACGUUCAUCAACCCAUCGCUUAGCAACAAGAAGCUGAGCUUGGACGACAGCCGGGCCAGCGGCAUGAAGAGUGGGUCGGAGUGCAGCCUCACAUCGCCCACCUCCACCCAGUCCCCAGCCACCUAUGAGAACUCCAACGUGGUCAUUUUUGAGGGGGACUGGGCGUGGCUGAAGAGACUUCCAGACGGCUCGUUUAGCAGCAUCAACCCCAAAACGAGCGACAUGUUUGAGCUGAUGAAGGACAUGCGACAUGAGAACGUCAACCCUUUCCUGGGUUUCUUCCUCGACUGCGGGGUAUUUGCCAUCGUGACCGAGUUCUGCUCCAGAGGAAGCCUGGAGGACCUGCUCCUGAAUGAUGAUGUCAAGCUAGACUGGAUGUUCAAGUCCUCCUUGCUGCUGGAUUUGAUUAAGGGUAUGAAGUACCUGCACCACCGCGGUGUGUCCCACUCUCGUCUGAAGUCUCGCAACUGUGUAGUGGACGGGCGCUUUGUGUUGAAGAUCACAGACUACGGCUACAAUGACGUUCUGGAAGCUCAGAGGUUCCCCUAUGAGGAACCCCCUGCAGAUGAGUUGUUGUGGACGGCUCCAGAGAUCCUGAGAGCCGCUCAGCCGGGCCUGCAUGGGACACUGGCCGGCGACGUGUACAGCUUCGCCAUCAUCACACAGGAGGUGGUGAUCAGAGGGCCGCCCUUCUGCAUGCUGGAUCAGUCGGCGGCAGAUGUGAUUGAGAAGCUGCGUAGACCGCCUCCGUUGUGUCGUCCGGUGGUCAGCUCGGACUGCGCUCCAUUGGAGUGCAUCCAGCUGAUGAAGCAGUGCUGGAAUGAACAGCCGGAAAAGAGGCCCACGUUUGAGGAGAUCUUUGACCAGUUCAAGGACAUCAACAAGGGCAAGAAGACCAACAUCAUUGACUCCAUGCUGCGGAUGCUGGAGCAGUACUCAUCCAACCUGGAGGAGCUGAUCCGCGAGCGGACAGAGGAGCUUGAGAUUGAGAAGCAGAAGACCGAAAAGCUCCUGACGCAGAUGCUGCCUCCGUCCGUGGCGGAGGCGCUGAAAGUGGGCGGCACUGUGGUGCCUGAGUAUUUCGACAGCGUGUCCCUAUAUUUCAGUGACAUUGUGGGCUUCACUACCAUCUCGGCCAACAGCGAGCCCAUCGAGGUGGUGGAUCUGCUCAACAGUCUCUACACGCUCUUUGAUGCCAUCAUCGGCAACCACGACGUCUACAAGGUGGAGACGAUUGGUGACGCCUACAUGGUGGCUUCGGGUGUCCCCGUUCCUAAUGGUAACCGACACGUGGCGGAGAUAGCCAACAUGUCGCUGGAUAUCCUGAGCGCUGUGGGAACCUUCAAAAUGCGGCACAUGCCCGAUGUUCCCGUCAGGAUACGCAUCGGACUGCACACAGGUCCAUGUGUAGCAGGCGUCGUGGGUCUCACCAUGCCUCGCUACUGUUUAUUCGGUGACACUGUAAACACCGCCUCUCGGAUGGAGUCCAGCGGCCUCCCCUACAGGAUCCAUGUGCACCAGAGCACCGUCAAAGUCCUGCGGGAGCUCAACCAGGGCUACAAGCUGGAGCUUCGGGGGAGAACAGAAGUCAAGGGCAAAGGAACAGAGGAGACGUACUGGCUUGUCGGAAGGGAUGGAUUCACCAAACCUCUUCCUGUACCUCCAGAACUCAAGUCAGGGCAAAUGGCCCACGGGCUGCAGAUGGCCGAGAUAGCGCAGUCCAAGAAACGGCAAGCUGAGAAACAGCGGCAGGAACAACUUGCAAAGAAGAAAAACUGAGUGCUGCCCCAAAAGAACCAAAGGACCUGAAGCAGGUGUUCCACAAGGCAGUGAGGAAGAUCUCCCACGUCCGCGUGGUUACGCAACUGUGCGAGGACGUCAACGUCAUGAUGUCACAUCACUGACAAAGAUGUGUCUGGGUACCUCAGGUAUGGACUUUUGGCGCCCACCUCUUUUCACCUCAUGACCAGCCAGGAUACUGCUGGUGAAAGUUGGGAUUAGCCUGGUUAUGAAUAGAGACUGAGAAGCAGCCACUCAGCAAAGCAGGGAUGUGCAGACAUACUCUGUCAGCAGAUGAUGAACACAGAUUAUCCCCCCCACCCCCCAAGUCCUUUUCCUUGGGUCUGGGACACAGCAAGGAUUGGACUUUUGUUGGGUGACUCUAACAUUGUCACUUUUGCUUUUGGUCUUUUAUUGUGAAAACAAGCAGUGAAAUGCUAGAAGCAGAAUAGCCAACAGUUUGCCAAGAAAAUGUAAAUUAGCUGUGCUGAUCAAUUGUGUAGGCUCACUCAUGGUAGAAAAUACCAUUCUGUGGUCGUGAAAUAAUAAACUGUUGUACAGCCCAUAAUAAUACCUGCUAAUUAUUACUGUGUGUGUUUCAUAAGAAAUACGUGCAUCAGUAAGUAUAACAUGUACACUGUGUACUUAGUUCCUGGAUAUGUAAACAAGGUGGGGACGGUCGCAGUGGUAAGUGUAUAGCAUUGCACAUUCAACAUUUUCAGGGUAUCUGGGGGGGUCUCAAAAAGUCCCAAAAUUAAAGGGGACCUAUUAUGCUUUUUCCACGUUUCUGACCUAUAAAUGUAGUUAGAAUGUUGUAUUCUUGUUUUAAACAAUGCCAAAGUUUAAGAUAAUGAGGUUUGCACAUUUGGAAAGUGAGUCCUGAAAGAAGUUUGGGAUGGCCCAAAACACUCGGUUUGAAAAGGCGUGGUAAAACUGCCCCUUUGUGAUGUCACAGAGGGGCAGACUUCCUUAUAUAUAAACAAUCUGCCCUCACCUUGCUAGCAAUGCCUCGAAAGGGAUUUGUUUCCAAUUACUAAAGACGCCACAAGUGGUUGGAGUUCCUGAUUCCCUACCAGCAAAAAAAAAUUAUUUUAAUCUGUCAACGGCAUUUCACACUGGACUGUUUAGUGAACAUGGUCAACUAUGCAGCUGGACUAGCCGACAAACUUGCUGAAGCUCUGCACCUUGGAGAAGGGCAAGCAAGUAACUAACAAUAUAUCAGUGUCCUAACUGUGUUUAUUUUGUGUAAGUCAUAGAGCAAAAGCGCUUAACUGUGUAGCAUUAGCAUACUGGGAGCUAAAAUGCUAAAGCUACUUACCAUUGAGAGACGUCUUGAAAUAACCUCUUUUCUUGAGAAACUUCGGACUGUACAUUCUGUAUUUCUGUAUAUGAGGUUAAAAGCGGACAUUUUAAAAAGAUACAUCGUAAUUUAUUAUCAAUCCCUAUACCGUAGUGGCACAAACCGGAAGUCCUUUUAAGUACUCCAACCAUAGCAGAGUAGGAGUGCCUGGAGGCGGAUCGUGAGUGUAAUACAUUAAAAAAAGACCGUUUUUGCAGGAACCACAAAAUCCAAAGAAGUACAACUGAAGAGGCGCAGAUUCUGGAAGAUCUACAGAUCUCUCUACAGAUCUCUGUGUGGAGUUUGCAUGUUCUCCCCGUGCAUCCCCGUUUUCUCCGGUUUACUCCCACAUUCCAAAAACAUGCUAGGUUAAUUGGCAAUUAGAUCAAGGUUACAAUUAACACUUAAUGUAAUAAUUUAAUAACAGAUUAAUUGGUAGGUUUUUUUUUAAUUAAACAAUCACAUAAAAACACUUUUUAAAUUCCCACCUCUCAGUGGCAAUCCCUUUAAGAAUGUAUGAAUGGACCUAAUAUGAAACAAUUCAUUUUUUAUUAUAACAUUAGUAAGGGAAGAUUUUGGUCUUUAUUUAGGCCUGGGGGGCACUGUGAGCUGGUGUCCAGCAUGAGGAUUUACAAGGGGAUUUCCACAGACAUCAAGGGGUUAAUGGUAUUUGGUUUAGGGGACAGGCAAGGAAUCAUAUAGCUUAUGAUAUAUACAGUAUAUCUAUCAGAGCGAUUAUACAGUAUUGAGUGAUGGGGAUGGCCUUUGAAGAUUAGACACGGAUUACGCUUGGGAAUGUGAGCCAAUGGGGUGGCAUCAAGGACGUAAAUAUUCCAUCACUUCACUUUGUCUACAGCAUAAAUUCUGCUUUUAUGUUGGUGUUAGUUUGCCGUUAAAGAAACUCAGUGAAUACACAGCAAGGUCAUGUUUGACUAUAAACAGCUCUACUAAAAACAGAUAUUUGUGAAAAUAAACAUCAAAGAGAACACAAUACUGGAUACCGGAUGGACCCUCUUAACAGUGAAACAUUUAUUUAGUGAGCUAUUAAUGCUGGCAAAAGUUGAGGAAUAUCCCAAACUAGCAACAGCAGCAAUGUGGCAAUUGUGCUUGUCGUGAAUUAACGGGUUGAGUGUGUGUAACAAAAGGCACGCAUGCCCUCCUUUUGUGUGCCUCUUGUGUGUUUCAGCGUGUUUCUGCUCUUUUGUUGGCAGCACAAUAGCUGCAGUGCGCCGGCCUUGCCAGCAGAGGGCGUACUGGGGACCUUUUUGCCAAACAACUGAAGCCUUGUUCAUUUUGUAUGUUACCUCUUGUAUUGCCUGUCUCUCUUAAGUAGGACAAAAGUAGCAUGUUUUACUCUCCUGUGUGUUUACAGGCAUGAUGUCUAUCAUUGUCAAUCACGGGUGCUGUCAAUCAAAUAAAUGAGAC
Molecule: messenger RNA, 6070 nt
Organism: Doryrhamphus excisus (bluestripe pipefish)
Lineage: Eukaryota; Metazoa; Chordata; Actinopteri; Syngnathiformes; Syngnathidae
Gene: gc2
Product: guanylyl cyclase 2
Biological process (GO): receptor guanylyl cyclase signaling pathway; cGMP biosynthetic process; protein phosphorylation
Cellular component (GO): plasma membrane
Molecular function (GO): ATP binding; peptide receptor activity; adenylate cyclase activity
Source: RefSeq, a predicted model, not a curated record